Molecule: messenger RNA, 2943 nt
Organism: Prorocentrum cordatum
Lineage: Eukaryota; Dinophyceae; Prorocentrales; Prorocentraceae
Source: the annotation of a GenBank genome assembly
AUGACUCCUGCAGUCAGGGAAGAGGGCAGCAAAACGAAAUGUUGGGGUGUUGACGAGCACGUUCUAGAUCAUACGUCAGCGAAGUUGCGAAGGACCCCCCUUGGCCCUACCAACCUGCCACUAUGCCGAGGCAAGCCAGCGCGUCGCGCGUCUGAAUCGGCGGCAACGGGUCUCCCCCCCUCUACGUCGCAAGAGUUGCGCCCGGCUGCCUUGCCAGGUGGAACCCGCGGCAUCGACGGUGAGAUCGUGUGCGUAGCUUGCGUGAUACAGGCCGAGGUGCUGCGCGUCGUCAGCGACCCCGUCCGCCCCAGCAGGCGCCGCAGGCGCCGCGCCGGCUCCCGCGCGCCCUCCGGCACCCCGAGCACCGGCAGCCGCAGCAGCGCCAGCGGGAGUUCCCGCAGCGCCCCGCGCGGCGCCAGCGCGCCGAAGCGCCGAAGGAGGGCCGCACACGCGCGGCGCGGGCAGCGGCACCCGAGGCGUUGCCGUAGCAGCACCACGGACGACAGCAGCUCCGCCGCCGCCUCACCAGCAGGGGGUUCGCGCGGCGGCGGCGUCGCCCGCCGGGGCGGCUCCGCGUUCUGCCAGGACUGCGAGAAGCACCUCGGCUGGGUCCCGCGCGGCGCCGACGGCGCGCUGCCGCUGCGGUGCCAGGAGUGCCGGGCGCGCGCCGGGGAGCUCCCAGAGGCGGCGGUUUCGCACGGCGGAGCGCCCGUUGCAGCGCAGCACCCGCCGGGCGGUGGUGCAGAGGAGUCGCUCGAGAUCGACGAGUGGGGUUUCCAGAUCGCGUUGGACGAGAUGGCGGAGGCGAGCUCUCCGGAGGAGGCCGCCCUCUUCCUGCGGCUGCUCGCGCGCUCCAGGGCGGGUGUGAGCGGGCGGGAUUGGUUACUUCUCGACGACAUCCUGGCGCAGGACACGCAGGUCUUGGCACUCCACGGCUUGCUGUCGGAGGUGUUCGUGCUCGCCUGCGGCACCGCCCAGGGGCGCAGUUUCAGCGUUCCGGCGUUUAACGCGCUGCUGCGGUCCUUGAAGGACGACUUGACGGAGGCCGUUCUUGUAGGGUGCAGGGCGUGUCUGCCAGAGUGGGCACGGGACGCGCUCGUGGAAGCUCAGCAGGUCUGCGCGGCGCAGUCGUUGAAUGGCCCUCCGGCGCGGGAGGCCGACCUGCGGACGCGCAUCGACGUCGCAGCCGCGGGGCGGUCGAAGUGCGAGGCCGUGACGCAGUUUGCUACCUUAUCGUGCCCAGCGGACCAGGCGGCCUUGGUUGAGCUCGGCGGUACGCACGAGCUGGGCCCGCUACAGUACAUUGAAGACGCCGUGAUGCCUUGCCCGUCCGCGGGCGGGAUCAUGGCAGUUCUGAACCAGUCAAGGCGGUCCGCACCCGUGCGGUACGCCCUCUGGGAGAAGGCGGCCUUCAAUUUCGGGCCAGGCAAGUCAGAGUGCAUGGCAAUCAGUGGGAGCCCGGCGCUCCACACAGAGGGCCAGGGGGUCCACGAGGUCCCGCUGCGCGUGGAGCCGGGUGUGUUGCAUGGCGCAGCUACGUUGGUAGGAGUCGAGGGCAUUGAGACUGACCUCAACCCGCUCCAGUACCACUGGGUGGAGGAGCUGAUGGGGGCUGCGGAGGCCGCCGCCGCAUCCGCCGACGAGCGCAAGGCGGUGCUGGGGCGGUAUCGAUGGAGGGUGGUGCGGCCGGCGUUGCGGUUAUACGACCGUGUUGCUUUCGACUCGGCCGCGGACAGGUGCAUCCCGUCGCUGGGCGUGACGUUCCGCGAGCUCCAGCCGGUCACGCAGCCGCAGUCGCGGGCAGAGUUGGCCAUAGAGGUCGCCCACCUUGUGUACCGCAUGUGGGCGGCGUGCCGCUUCACAGGCCGCUGGCCUCUGCAGGGCGCCCUCACGUUGUUCUGCGAGCUGGAAACGGUUGUCAGCGCGAUACCGCGCGGGUCGCAGGUGGAGCUGAUGAGGGCGUUGCUCCGGCCAGGCCAUGGGGCCGCGCACGUGCAAUGUGUGGGGCGUGCCCUGCUGAGCAGCAUGGGGCGCAAGGCGAAUGCGCCAGAGUUGCCAGCCACCACCGUGACCCUGUACAAGGUGUCACAGGGCCCCGACGAGUGUGGUCAGUUCACGAUAGAUGCGCGGCUGAAGGAGGCAGCGGAGAAGUGGCUCCAGAUGGCGGAGGGCCAUUGCGGCGCCCAUGGCUACGAGGAGCCGACGGGCAGCCGCAGCGCCGUUGUGCCAAUCAUCGGCGGGCACGUCAACGUGACGCUCUACAAGAAGGCGGACCCCCUGGCCGGCCUGAAGAAGGCGGGCAAGGGCGCCUUGAGCCAGGCCCUCGCCCGGGCGAUGGGCCUGCCCACCGAGAGGUUGCCCGUGUGCUGCAAGACCUGCGAGGGCACUGCACCCAGUGCCUACGGCACGGUGGCGGGUUACGAGAUCAACGACGAGAAGCGGCUGUGCAGCGAAGUCUGCAUGACGCCGCAGGCCGCCCUCGUGGCCAGGUUCUUCGCGCCGAGCCUCGUAGAAGCCGAGAGCGGCGCCGUGUGCGCGAGCCUCGGCUACGAGAUCUACAACGAGACCGUGGCCAAGGGCCCGGGCGUCCAGGCGGACGUGUACGCGUGGGGCGCGAAGCCGGCGGAGGCGGACGAGGGCUGGACCACAAUCUACCGCUCCGAAGGCGCCGAGUGCUUCCAGGCCACCGCCGCGCGCAGGUACGCCGACCUUGCAGUGGCGGCCGCGGGCUUCCAGGAGGGCCGCUGCGCGGACGGCGGCUUCACGGAGGAGCAGGACGCCCAGGUGCCCGGGCUGCUGACCGGCGAGGCGAGGCUCACGCUGUGGAAGAGGCCGGGGGAGUUGGCCCUCGGGGACAUGCUGCGCUUCACGAGGAGCAUGUUCGGGGAGGAAGGUGGGGGCUCCGCGACGCGGGAGCCCAGCCUGAUGGACUUCCUCGUGUGA